Messenger RNA from Encephalitozoon romaleae SJ-2008, 681 nucleotides. RefSeq lists its product as hypothetical. Gene Ontology annotation, biological process: U4 snRNA 3'-end processing; U5 snRNA 3'-end processing; TRAMP-dependent tRNA surveillance pathway. The coding region runs from base 1 to 681 and encodes 226 amino acids. The record is from RefSeq and is a predicted model, not a curated record. Gene Ontology annotation, cellular component: cytoplasmic exosome (RNase complex); nuclear exosome (RNase complex). NCBI's taxonomy places the organism in Eukaryota, Fungi, Microsporidia, Unikaryonidae. The transcript has a single exon.
AUGGAAGGCUUUAGUCAGGACGAACUGGAAUUUGUGAGAAACGGAAUAGCUAAAGGGCAUCGAUCAGAUCUAAGGAAGAGCAAAGAAGAAAGAAAGGCACACGUCAUUUGCUCAUCUAUAGCACAGGGCGAUGGAAGCGUUAGGGUUAAACGUGGAUGGUCUGAGAUAGAGAUAUCCAUUCAAUUCAAAGAAACACCUGAAACCUUAGGGGCUUCUAAUGUACCUGGAGAAAUCCUUGGUAGUAACGAGCUGUAUAUGGAAUCCAUAGAGUUCUCUAAAAUUGCCAUUCCAAAGAUUAUUACUUCGAAGAUCCUCGAGCUACUAUCUUCAUAUAAAGUAGGGAUAAGAGUAGAGUUUAGCAUAUUAAGUAAUGAUGGAAACAUAUAUGAUUUGUUUUUUAUUGGACUUAGUACGCUAUUUAAAGAAUUGGAAGUGCCUGUUAUAGAAGAUUUGAGAAAAACAGUAAAGCGAGAGAUAGACAUCCCAGUUUCAAAAACUGUUGCUUUAUUUAACAAUGGUUACUUUGUAGUGGAUCCAACAAUGAUAGAGGAGGAAGCAUCAUGUGGAUUGAUGCAUGUAUUUAUUAGCAAUGAAGGCAAAUUGAUGGGAUGUUUAUCUGAAGGAAAUUGUGAUAUUGAUCAGGAAGUAUUCGUAAAUAUUAUAAAAGAGAUUUCUAUCUAA